Pollicipes pollicipes is the source of this 2393-nucleotide messenger RNA. Its product is annotated as protein FAM160A1-like. Lineage: Eukaryota; Metazoa; Arthropoda; Thecostraca; Pollicipedomorpha; Pollicipedidae. The record is from RefSeq and is a predicted model, not a curated record.
GGGUGAUUAAUAUGGGGCGGCCGCAGAUGGAGCGGAGCUAGCCGCCUGCCACGAUGAGCGGCUGGCUGGCGCGGGGCUCGCAGCGCGGCGAGGCGCUCAUGUCGCGCUUCCGCGGCUCCUCGCCGCUCAAGGACAAGGAGGUCGACGCUGGCGCGUGCUUCGAGAGCUUCCGCAUCCACUGGCAGCAGGCCUGGGACAUGAUGCAGGCCCACCAGACCGCUGAUGCCAUCACCACCGACGACGUCAACUGCGUGCUGAACCACGUGGACCAGGUGGUGACGCUGCUGCUGUGGGAUCUGAAGGCGGCCGACGAUGACGCCUCGGCGGCGCCCGCUCGCGGCCUGCGCAUCUUCGAUCUGUUCCUGAGCGAGUGCGUGCUGGAGCGGCUGCUGGCCUGGAGCCGGCGCUGCGGCGCGUUCGAGGAGCUGCUGCGGCUGGAGCAGCUGCGCAUCUACGAGACGCUGCUGCGCCAGAGCGCCGGCGCGCUGCUGGUGCAGCGGUCGGUGCUGCGGCCGCUGACGGAGCUGCUGCUGAGCUGCCGGCAGGCGGAGCCGGUGGAGCUGCACCGGCGGCUGGUGCUGGUGCUGGGCCAACUGUGCGCCGCGCUCCACCGGCAGCCGGGCCUGCUCGACCUCUUCCUCAGCCUGGAGCCGGACGGCACCGCCUCCAGCUUCGUCAUCUUCUCCAUGCUGGUGGACUUUGUGCACCGGGACGGCGUGAUCGGGCAGACGGACCGCGAGGCGCUGCUACUCUGUAUGCGGCUCUCCGGCGACAACGAGCAGCUGGCGCGCUACAUCGUGGAGCACUCCAACUUUUGUCCGGUGCUCGCUACCGGUCUGAGCGGGCUGUACUCGGUGCUGCCCCGCAAACUGCUGGUCAUCUCUGAGGACCGGUACCAGCUGCUCAGCUCCGACUCCAAGCAGGUGCCCGAGCUGCACAGCUUUGUCUGCUCCCUGGACUUCUGCAAUGCCGUCCUGCAGGUGUGUCACCCGCUGAUUGGGGAGCAGCUGCUCGACUACGUGUACCAGGGCUUCCUGGUGUCGGUGAUGGGGCCGGCGCUGCACCAGGAGGGCUCGGCGGGCGCCGCGGCCCACCCUGACCCGAACUCCGUGGAGGAGAUCAUCACGGCGACGGCGUACCUGGACCUGUUCCUGCGCAGCAUCGACCAGCCGGGCCUGGUGCGCACCUUCCUGCGCCUGAUCCUGGCGCACCGCUACGACGAGCGGCGCAUCAUCGACACACUCGUCCAGCGUAUCACUGCCACGUCCAAGCUGUGCGUGGUGACGCUCUCGCUGCUGCACACGUUGCUCGACCUCAACUGCGAGGAUGUCAUGCUGGAGCUGGUGUUCCGCCACCUGCUGCCCUGCACGCACGUCAUGGUGUCGCAGCGGCCCAAGGUGCGCGAGCCCGAGCUGUACGCCGACACGGCGCAGCGGCUGCUCUCGCUGGUGCCCGGCUGCUGCGCGCCGGCUCGUCCGUUCACGCUACAGUCGCACCUCAGCGGCUACUUCGAGUACACGGUGGACGCGCGCGCCGAGCCGGCCGACGAGACGGCCUCGAUCGGCGAGAGCAGCGGCUACCAGAGCUUCAACCCGCGCCUCUCGCCGUCGCCGCCGCCCGGCGAGCCGGAUGAUGCUCUGUUCUGGUCGCUGGUGCAGCGCGCCGCCACGCCGCCGGCGCUGCCCAGCCUGGAGGACAGUUGCGCCCGGCUGGACGAGGAGCGGCGGCAGCCCCCAGCGCCGCCGCCGCCGCCGCCGGCGCCGGCCGACCGGCUGCCCGAGCCGGAGGAGGCCCGCGAGCAGCCGCAGAGUCCGUCCGACAUGUUCGGCGUCACACCCAGCAUGGGACCGUUCCUGUGGCUGCUGCUGGAGCAGCUGGAGGAGGCGACGACGAACGGCUUCCAGCUGAACCUGCAGCUGAUGACGGUCAUCAGCCGCCUGAGCCAGUACCCACAGCCCCUGCUGCGCUCCUUCCUGCUGGACGACUCGAUAGUGCUGCAGCCGAGCGUGCGCUCGCUGGUGCAGACGCUGGGAUCGCUGAAACACCGAAUCGACACGGAGGCGGCGGCGCUGCCACACGUGGCCGGAGCUAGUGCGCUGGGCGCGCGGCCGGCUGGCGGCGCGCGAGGAGCAGCCGCCCUCGCCAUCAGCCAGUCUGGGCUCCACAUCCACCACCGGCGCCGCCUCCAAGGCCGAGCCGCGCCGGCUCAGUCUGAACUCGGUGGCCUCGAUGCUGCGUCGGUCGCUGGGCGGCGCCGGCGUCGGUUCGGAUCGGCCCUCGUCCACCUCACUGGAGCCCACCGCGGACGGCUCCGGGUUCAGUGGCUUCUGGAGCUGGCCGCCAUCGCACAGGAGCACGCCGUCGCCACCGACCGGCUGCUCUUCACCUUCUGA